AUGGCGACCAACAGCAUGGCCAACCCGGCCGUCAACCCGGACGUCGAGGACGAGCUCUUUGCGCAAGAAGUACAGCAGGUCAAGGACUGGUGGUCGCAACCUCGCUGGCGCCACACCAAGCGGCCCUUUACCGCCGAGCAGAUUGUGUCCAAGCGAGGCCACCUCAAGAUUGAGUAUCCGAGCAACGCCCAGGCCAAGAAGCUGUGGGACAUUCUCGAGAAGAGGUUCGCGACCAAGGAUGCCAGCUACACAUAUGGCUGUCUCGAGCCCACCAUGGUCACCCAGAUGGCCAAGUACCUCGACACCAUCUACGUCUCCGGCUGGCAGUCGUCGUCGACCGCCUCGGCCUCGGACGAGCCUGGCCCUGACCUGGCCGACUACCCUUACACCACCGUCCCCAACAAGGUCGGCCACCUCUUCAUGGCCCAGCUCUUCCACGACCGCAAGCAGCGCCAGGAGCGCAUCACCACACCCAAGGCCCAGCGCGCCGCCCUCGCCAACGUCGACUACCUCCGCCCCAUCAUCGCCGACGCCGACACGGGCCACGGCGGUCUCACCGCCGUCAUGAAGCUCACAAAGCUCUUUGUCGAAAAGGGCGCCGCCGGCAUCCACAUUGAGGACCAGGCCCCCGGCACAAAGAAGUGCGGCCACAUGGCCGGCAAGGUCCUCGUCCCCAUCAGCGAGCACAUCAACCGCCUCGUCGCCAUCCGCGCCCAGGCCGACAUUAUGGGCUCCGACCUCCUCGCCAUUGCCCGCACCGACGCCGAGGCCGCCACCCUCAUCACCACCACCAUUGACGCCCGCGACCACGCCUUCAUCCUCGGCUGCACCAACCCCCAGCUCGGGCCUCUGAACGACCUCAUGGCCCGCGCCGAGCAGGAGGGCAAGCUCGGCCCGGAACUCCAGCGCAUCGAGGACGACUGGCUCGCCGCCGCCGGCCUCAUGCGCUUCGACGAGGCCGUCCUCGCCCACAUUGACGCCGCCCCGGCCCUCGCCAACAACAAGGACGCCCUCAAGGCCAAGUACACGGCCCAGGCCAAGGGCAAGUCCAACAGGGAGGCCCGCCAGCUCGCCCGCCAGCUCCUCGGCGAGGACGUCUACUUUGACUGGGACGCCCCCCGCACCCGCGAGGGCUACUACCGCCUCAAGGGCGGCUGCGACUGCGCCGUCAACCGCGCCGUCGCCUACGCCCCCUACUGCGACGCCAUCUGGAUGGAGAGCAAGCUGCCCGACUUUGCACAGGCCCGCGAGUUUGCCGACGGCGUCCACGCCGUGUGGCCAGAGAAGAAACUCGCCUACAACCUGAGCCCCUCCUUCAACUGGAAGACGGCCAUGCCGCGCCACGACCAGGAGACGUACAUCCACCGCCUCGCCAGCCUCGGCUACUGCUGGCAAUUCAUCACCCUGGCGGGUCUGCACACGACCGCCCUCGCCAGCGACUCGUUUGCCCGCGCCUACGCCGCCCAGGGCAUGCGCGCCUACGGCGAGCGCGUUCAGGAGCCCGAGAUGGAGCUCGGCGUCGACGUCGUCAAGCACCAAAAGUGGAGCGGCGCGACCUAUGUCGACGAGCUGCAGAAGAUGGUCACCGGCGGCAUCAGCAGCACCGCCGCCAUGGGCGCUGGCGUCACCGAGGAUCAGUUCAAGUGA
Emericellopsis atlantica is the source of this 1647-nucleotide messenger RNA. Its product is annotated as isocitrate lyase. The transcript has 3 exons. The record is from RefSeq and is a predicted model, not a curated record. Lineage: Eukaryota; Fungi; Ascomycota; Sordariomycetes; Hypocreales; Bionectriaceae. Bases 1 to 1647 code for a protein of 548 amino acids. Gene Ontology annotation, biological process: carboxylic acid metabolic process. Gene Ontology annotation, molecular function: isocitrate lyase activity.